ACAAUAGUAUUGUAUGCUCCAAUGAGGAAACAUCAAAACAAACAUUUUUAGAUACUUUGAUUUUGACUUUACAUGCAAACAUUGAACCAGAGUUUCAGGUCGAUUUUAAUAGUAAAUAUUCAUAUGGAAAGGCUACAAACUUGAUAAAAACAAGCAUGAGAAAGAGAAUUGCAAUUGAAUUUGACAAUAUUAAAACGGAAUGUAUAAAGUUAAAUGGAAUUCAUGAUAGUUGGCAAGAGGCUACUCGAAUAUCACUAUCGUUAAUGAAAAAUUAG
Molecule: messenger RNA, 275 nt
Organism: Entrophospora sp. SA101
Lineage: Eukaryota; Fungi; Glomeromycota; Glomeromycetes; Entrophosporales; Entrophosporaceae
Source: the annotation of a GenBank genome assembly